This is a messenger RNA of Cryptococcus wingfieldii CBS 7118, 3498 nucleotides long. Its product is annotated as DNA repair protein RAD5. Gene Ontology annotation, molecular function: zinc ion binding; nucleic acid binding; ATP binding. Bases 1 to 3498 code for a protein of 1165 amino acids. Lineage: Eukaryota; Fungi; Basidiomycota; Tremellomycetes; Tremellales; Cryptococcaceae. The transcript is spliced from 14 exons. The record is from RefSeq and is a predicted model, not a curated record.
AUGAGAGAGGAACCCUCCCCUGAAGCCCCCCCAAAGACAUCCUCCCCUGGCCUCUUCUUUCCUCCCUCCGACUCUGAAGGCGAAGACUCGAGUUACACCCCGGGACGAGCGACUGUCGCCCCCAAAGCCGCCAGGUCCUCCAAAAAAUCCACGAACACUCGACCUAAGCCCAUCAAACGUGGCUCCAGCUCUCAAAAUCAGUCAGACGUUGUGGAAAUCAGCGACGAUGACGAUGAUAUUGCCAUCGUGAAGGCGCCAUCAUCGAGCAGCGGGGCCGCGUCCCGCAAGAGAAGUCGACGAGGAUCACAAUCUCGAGACCAGAACCAUAUGCCAACUGCCGUGAUUCCCUCGGGGUUCAAGAGCGGCUUUCUCGGAGAGUUUGUGUGCGAAGGGUGGUCUCUGUCCAAGGGUCGAGGAUACUGUUCCUCUGGCACUAAAAUCAUUAUUGAGCGCAACAAACCCAAAGAUUCCAACGCCGCCGAGUCAAGCAAGAAACCCAAAGGUGGGGAAACGGAUACCGGGCGUGUGAGACUGGUGGGCGGGAAAGUUGUGGGCGGAAAAGCCAAGCCGAAGCAAACCACUUUGGCGUCCACUAUGAAUAAGAAGGCUGGCUUACCUAUUCGCGCCAAAGCUGCUACCGAUCAAAUAAUCCGCUUCAGAAACGAGCGGGGGUUUGAAGUCGGUCGCCUAUCAGUGACCGAAGCCAACUUCCUCACCCACCUCCUCGAUACCGGCAUCAUCAACCUCGGCGGCCAUGUGAUCGACUGCCCAGAGGUGCUCACCACUGGCUGCACCAUCUUGCUCGACAUAAAAGUCCAUCUGACCCGGAAAGCUUUCCAGAAUUCCAAUAGAUACGAGAGGACGGAACAGGGCACAUUUUGGAAGGACCGACAGGAGACCGUUGUGGAGGAGGCUAUGCGAUUCAGAAAGGAUUCUUUGGCAAAGUUAUUUGAGAGGAUCGGAGUCAAACCCAUACAGACCAACGCCUUGUCUAGAGUGCCUCAAAUAAACAGCGGCGGUGUCUCUGAUGAGCCCAAAGCGAAGAAAGUGAAGGCUAUCUCUGACGCCAAGGACAGCGGUAAGGGUCGGGAACGAGACACUGGCGAAGACAGCGGAGAUGAGGCGGAAGUGUUGGAUGACAAGCAGUUGAACGAGAUUGAUAACAUCUAUCGCAAAGCUCAACAGGGUGAUACUCGGCUUGACGAGAUGGACCCACCUGAGACCUUUCUGUAUACGCUUCGUCCGUAUCAGAAACAAGCUUUGACAUGGAUGAAUGCCAGGGAAAGAGGCGAUCAGAGUGUUCGGGAAGAAAGCCUUCAUCCACUUUGGGAAGAGUUACCCAUUGAAAUCUCAGACGACGAAGACGGACCCGAUCCGAGUCGCAAGUUCUACUGGAAUCCUUACAGCGGUGAAUUGGCCCUGCAAUUCCCGACUUCGAAGAAUCUCUCCCGAGGAGGUAUCUUGGCAGACGCUAUGGGAAUGGGGAAAACCUGUAUGAUGGCUUCUCUCCUACACACCAACCGGGAGACGGAAGACCUCGCGAAGGAGCAAGGCGCCGAGAAGCAAGAGGAAGAGGAGGUUGAGCCCGCCUCCAAAAGGACCAAGUUCAAGCAAGUCACGCUGUCCAACCAAUGGCGGGCGAUACCUUCGGUCCCGAAACCUUCGCCAAGAGCUCGCGCGACCCUUGUCGUGUGCCCCGUGUCGCUCGCGGCACAGUGGCAUGAAGAGCUCGGUAAGAUGUCGAAGGAAGGUUCCAUCAAUAGCUUCAUGUGGUAUGGCAAUGAUCGGACUGAUAUAGAGACGUUACUUUCCGGAGAAGGCAAGGAUCAAGUGGACGUUAUCGUCACGUCGUAUGGGACCGUCUCGAGCGAGUACCAACGGUGGGUCAAGAUGAAGGAGAGGACCAAUUACGAGGGUGGUAGCCUUUAUGAUCACGAGUUCCUUCGUAUCGUCCUUGACGAAGCCCACAACAUCAAGAACCGUACCGCAAUGGUUUCCAGGGCCUGCUACGAGCUUCAGGGGCAGAGGCGGUGGGCGCUCACCGGUACUCCAAUCGUCAACAGACUGGAAGAUCUCUACUCGCUACUACAUUUCCUUCGCAUCACGCCUUGGGGAGAGUACUCGUUCUUUAGGAGCUUUGUCACCGUUCCUUUCUUGAACCAGGACCCAAAGGCGCUCAACGUCGUUCAGUAUAUCCUCGAGACUUGCCUGCUUCGUCGUGAAAAGACUAUGCGAGAUAAGGAUGGACGGCUUAUCGUUGAUCUACCGCCUAAACACGUUGCGGUCAAAGUCCUCGAGUUUUCUCGGCCCGAGAGGCAGAUAUACAAAUUCCUCGAAGAGCGUGCCAAGAAAAAGAUCAUCGAACUCGACGCAGAUGGUCGUGCUUUGGCAAACUACACGUCCAUCCUGGCAAUGUUGAUGAAACUGCGUCAAUGUGUCGAUCAUCCUCUCUUGGUCCUUGGCAAGUCGGGAGAGGACAGCGAGCUGGCAGAACAGAUCCUUGAUUCGAGCUCGGCAGACUUGACCGACAGUCUGAGGAAUAUGAUUGCCGCGUAUGCCGGAGGCGCGCGAGCUGAAACUCCAGAAGACGUUGACCAAGCUUAUGCGGCCCAGGUGUUGAAGGAGCUGGGUGAACAGGAGGAGACACCGAUCUGCGAAUUGUGCUCUAACGAGAUGUUUGACGAGGUCUUGCUACCUUGUUACCAUCGGAGUUGCCAGGACUGUAUAGUUGAGUGGAUAGGCACAUGCGAGGACCAAGACAAGCCUGCCAACUGCCCUACAUGCGACAAGGGCCCGAUCAAACUCGCAGACCUCCGCUCAGUACAGCGGCGUCACAAGCGUGUCAAUCCCAUUACCGGCGCUCAUCCUGAUGAAGAUGAGAAAGCGUCGACUAGUGGUGCGACAGCUAUAUCGUUGGGGAAAGUGGAUCUUGUUGCCAGCACUAAGUUGAAAGCGCUGGCGCGCAGGCUUGCAGAAGUGAGACAGGAAGACCCGACUUACAAGGCCCUUGUCUUUUCCCAAUUUACCUCCUUCUUGGAUUUGAUCGAGACUACCCUCACAAAACAAGGUGUCAAAUGGCUACGGUUUGACGGUAGCAUGAGUCAAGCACAACGAGCUGGGACUGUCAUGGAAUUCGGCAAUAAGAGCGCCGAGCCUGUUGUCAUGCUCAUCUCUCUGAAGGCCGGAGGUGUGGGACUCAACCUGACAAUGGCUAACCAUGUAUUCAUGAUGGACACGUGGUGGAACGAGGCGACCGAGCAACAAGCCGUCGACCGUUGUCAUCGACUAGGCCAGACAAAGCCAGUCUAUGUCACGAGGUAUAUAAUCAAAGGCACGGUUGAAAAGCGCAUCAUGAAGAUUCAACGAUCCAAAACGGCAUUGGUCAAUGCCUCUCUCCGUGGGGACGCUGCCAAAAGCAAAGAAACUUCGUUGGCCGAUAUCAAGAAGAUAUUCGGUCUCCUGGACGCCGAAGAAGACAGCGAAGAGGAGAUAUACUAG